Strongylocentrotus purpuratus (purple sea urchin) is the source of this 4092-nucleotide messenger RNA. RefSeq names its product serine/threonine-protein kinase Nek4. NCBI's taxonomy places the organism in Eukaryota, Metazoa, Echinodermata, Echinoidea, Camarodonta, Strongylocentrotidae. The coding region runs from base 162 to 2237 and encodes 691 amino acids. Gene Ontology annotation, biological process: protein phosphorylation. The record is from RefSeq and is a predicted model, not a curated record. Gene Ontology annotation, molecular function: protein kinase activity; ATP binding. The transcript is spliced from 15 exons.
GCGAUCUCAUCAUUUUUUGUACAAUUUUCACUGCGGUAGCGUUUCGUUGCCAGAGGAACGGCUAAUUUCUUUGGGGAUUUUCCCCAAAAGUUUUGGGACUUGAGAUUUAGAGCUCGCUUAAUUCCGUGCAUUAUUAAAGAGUAGCAGAAACUAGUAGCGAGAUGUCCCUUGAUCUGUAUGAACAUCUCAAGGUGGUCGGCAAAGGCAGCUAUGGAGAAGUGUGGCUGGUCAGAAACAAGAAAGACAAAAAACAGUUUGUUAUCAAGAAAAUGGAGCUUCUCCGUGCCUCCAAGAGGGAGAAGAAAGCUGCCGAACAGGAAGCAAAGCUACUGUCCAAGCUACGUCACCCCAAUAUCGUAUCCUACAAGGAUUCCUUUGAGAGUGAGGAGGGUUUCCUCUACAUAGUGAUGGGCUUCUGUGACGGUGGAGAUCUGUACAACAGACUCAAGCAACAGAAGAAUGCAGCCUUAGAGGAACGCCAGGUGGUGGAGUGGUUUGUGCAGAUCGCCAUGGCUUUACAGUAUAUGCAUGAGCGGAACAUUCUCCAUCGGGACCUGAAGACGCAGAAUAUUUUCCUGACCAAGAGCAAGAUCAUAAAGGUCGGUGACCUGGGCAUUGCAAGGGUUCUGGAAGGCAACAAUGACAUGGCUACAACCCUAAUUGGGACACCCUAUUACAUGAGCCCAGAGCUAUUCAGCAAUAGGCCUUACAAUCACAAGUCUGAUGUAUGGGCCUUGGGUUGCUGUGUUUAUGAGAUGACCACACUCAAACAUGCAUUCAAUGCAAAGGAUAUGAACUCUUUAGUUUACAAGAUACUGCGUGGAAAGAUGCCUGCAAUGCCUCAACAGUACAGCAUAGAGCUGGUUGAACUCAUCAAGGCUACCCUGAAUCAGAGUCCAGAGAAAAGACCUAGUGUGUCCAGAGUCCUACGCAACCCCUACAUCAAGAAACACAUAGCCAUCUUCCUAGAGGGAACAAGAGCAAGAAGACCGAGUACAUCUUCUGAGAGUAGUAGAAGGGGGUCUAAAGCUGACCUGCAGGAAAUUGAAGAGCAGUCCACACAAGACAACGAAUCUGGCGGAAAAGAUCUGCCUGCUAUUUCUGAGGUUCCUUCCAAAAAGCCGGUAAGAGAUAACCAGAGUAAAUCUUCCAUUCCAAGGCCUAGUUCAGCAGGCAAAGAAAGGAAGAGUGCCCAAGGUGUCAGGAAGUCAGUCCCAUCAGCGAGCAAGGAAGGGAAGUCACGUAGCAAUGUCAAAACACCCUCAGAGCCCAAGCUACCACUCAAGAAGUCACGGCCUCUACCUGUUCCUCCCAAAGGUGGAACUCCAGAGACAAGCAAAGGUGCUAAGAGGUCAACAAACUCAGCAGGUUCCUCAAGAACUUCAUCCUCCAGUUCAGUGAGCAGUUCUAGAGAUGAUGCAAGCACACCAAGAACAGAUCAGAGAGGUUCUUCUGCCAGAACUCGUAGGAGAGAGAAGCUGAGAGAGUCACAGGAGCAGCAGUCACCAUUAUCACACGUGAGGAGAAGUUCUGAUGCAGUUAACCGCAGUCAUGAUGAACCAGACAGUAACCAUCCUAGGAGACCGGUAGCUCAUACUAAAUCUGACCCUGGCUCUAAGGAUUCAUCAUCAUCAUCAUCCUCAGCCUCAGCGUCGCUCUCCAGGGAUGAAAGAUCCAAUCGACAUGCCCGCACAGAGAGCAGAGAUACAGACUCAACGAUAUCGGAUGAUGAGGAUGAAGACACCAAGCGCUCAGGCAAAAAGAAGGGUGAUGAUGAUGAAAUUGAGGAGUUCUCCAACCUUCUUGCAACAACUCUGAGGAUUGAAAAGAACAAGAACAAGAAAGUAGGAGAGGAAGGUGGAGACUUUGGUCGAGAUUCUCCCGAUACCCCGGAGGAACCCAGCCCACCACCCUCAGCAAGACCAGGAUCUGGAACAAAUCUCAAUGGAACUCUGGAUAUAGCCAUAGAAGCAGCGGCUCCCAGAGCACCCAAAGGACUCGGCAAUGCAACGAUGACAACAUCUGGUCGUCUGAUGGACCGCAUCGCCAUGCUGAGGAAAGACAUCAUGCAAGGCAUCGGCAUCGAGCUACUAACCAAGGCUUAUGAGCUCUUAGAGAAGGAUGAUGACGAAGAUACAGAGGCCCAGUUAUUGCAGUUGUUGGGGAGAGAGAAGUUUGAAAUCUACGGAGGAAAAAUAUGGCAGCUCAAAUUCUGUGAAGAGACUGUGUUUGGAUGAAAAUUGUCUCACGUCACGCCAGCCAGGAAGCAUUUCCAAGCAUUGUGAGAGGAGAGGAAGGAAGUGAAUAUUCUAUGAAUUCAUUUCUUCAUCAGUGUGUGUUUUGUUGGUAAAAGAAAGGUGAGAGUGAUGGUCGAUAUGUGCUAACCAGUUAUGGGUGUUUGAUACCAAGAUGUUUUGAUAAACGAAAGCCUGUGUUUAGGUGAGAUGAUGUCCAUAUAAGGAAGAAAAGUAAUGCCUCAUGGCGAAAUUUGUACUAGAUCUUUCGGUCAACCCAUGAUGCUACUUUAUACCAUAUUCUUCAUGUUAGCUGCAAGUAUGGACCAAUGAUUUGAAAGGUAUUUUCUGUUCAACAUGUAAGGCUGUAAGUAUAGAUGUUAGUAUAGGUCUCUACCUAUUUUCCUACUGUGAUAGGUUAUAGGAAUUUUCUUUGUCCCCUGUCUUGUGAGUCUGCGAUCAUUUAAAACCACCAUUACAUAUUACCUCUAUUAUAGUUAUUGAGUUUUUAUUGAUUAUCAUAUAUAAUAUAUUACUCUAAAUCUGUAAUUUAUACAUGGAUGAUGAAUUCUAUGAAUUGUAAAUAAGAUGUUAGAUAUAAGAUAUGAAAGCAGAAGGUAAAUGGUUGUGGAGAGUUGUGUGUUUGUUUGUUAUCCGUCCACAUGUGUACAGAAUUUAGUACUGUUGUGAGGUUCACCAUUGAUUUGAAUUAACUUUACCAUGAAACCUAGAAAAGUCUCUUUAUAUUAUUGCAGCAUUCUCAUGAUCAUUUUCAUAGUCAUAAUUUAAUAAACAAUUAAUUAGGGUAAGGAAAGUUUUUAUAGAGGCGAUGUGAAAUAAAGAACACCAAAUGCAUAGUCAAACAUACAAAACAUGUAGUUGGUUCUUUGCCUAAAAGCCACCAAAACAUGCACUAUAUUAUUAUGAUCAAGCCAAGAAAAAGUAGGAACAGCAUAUCAAAGUACAAAAAUGUUUUUUAAUGUAAAUUCAUCACUCAAGAAAUUUUCAGCCCAGAUCCCAGUCUCAAAAUCAGGCUGAGUAUAUAAAGAGCAGAUACCAUGUAUUCUGCUCUUUCUGGAAGAGAGAAAACAUUGAAUGUAUCCGCAAGCACCUAUUUUACUGAUGCGGAGAAGUCAUAUUUUUUCCAGGUGUCAUGGUGAUAUCUCACUUUCAUGAAUAAAUUAACUUUUCAUUCAUUUAAUGAUUUAUGUUUUGCUUGGUUAGGAUAAGCUAAUCAAUUCAAUGCAAAUUCAAUUUAUUUAUGUUUUCAGACAAAGGUCACUCAUUACAAAAAAAAAUGUUUUGUUAGGAGUUGCAGUCUGUAUAUUUUCUCAAUCUCUCCUGUAAAACAUCAAUUAGUGCAUGCUUGUAGGUAUGUGCUUGCUUCAGAUUCUGGCUUGAUAGAUUCUUCACAGUUACAUAUAUUUCUAUGAUUUGUUUUCUUUGUCUAUCUAGCUUAAACAUAACCUAAAGUAUUCAAUGUGAUGACCUUUUUUCCAGUCUGUAUUCAAAAAUUUGCUCUGAAAACCAGAAAAAAUUAUUAUAUCCUUAUCUUCACAGUGUUCUAUGUUCACAUGCUUAUAUCCUUCUAAGUAAUAUUUCAUAUGUAUUCUAUUUACUUAAAUCUGUUGUGAUGUUCUCAUAUUUACUCAGUACUAAAUAAAAGGAACUGUAGAAUCAGGAAUGCUUGAAUUUCCAAGACAUGUAUAUUCUGUCUAGAAUAGUUUAUGAUUGUAUUCAAAAGGUAGGAUUUGCUGAAAGCUUACUAUACUGUCAGUGUGGUAUUUAUUAUUGUUUUUCUGUUUCCUGGAAAGCAAUUAACAUUCAUACAAUGUGUAUUCAAUCCCCUUUGUAUUAA